UUUCAAUGCUGGUGACUCAUGGAGUUGUUGAAUGGAAGCCAGGGCUUUAAAACCGCUCCAUUCCUAUGUUCUCAAGUACAACGUCGAGGCCACCUCUCUCACUACAUUCACGGCACGUUUGGAAGAGUAAUUUAUCAUAGCAAUGAAGACCAUAUUUUCACUGCUUUUAUAUUUCAUAAUAUUAAGUAAUGGAUUCGCUGCAGUUAUUACAGGGGCUUGUGAGAAGGAUCCUCAGUGUGGUGUUGGAAUGUGCUGUGCAGUUAGCCUGUGGAUACGUAACUUGCGAAUGUGUGCACCAAUGGGCAAUGAGGGAGAGGAGUGCCACCCGCUGAGCCACAAAGUUCCAUACUUUGGCAAGAGGCUACAUCACACCUGUCCCUGUAUUCCUAAUCUGGCAUGUAUUAGGACAGCAGAAGGCAAAUACAAGUGUUUGCCACAGUUUAAAAACCAAGACUUGUUUUUCUGAACAGCUCUGCGUAAUCUGAAUCUUCAUUUGUACAGUAACAUGGUGUAUGCAAUUAACUGAGAUAGUUCUUCAUUCCUAUUUAUUAUUAAAACCCUGUGUCAUAAAGCAUAACUCUCAAAUUUUCUCAUAUGACCUUAAAAUAAAACAAAUAUGUGCCUAUUUAGAGAUGGGUUAUCUUUUCAAAAUAAAAACUAACGUUCGCGAGUAUGUCAACAAUGAAGAAGCCGUAUCAUGUCAAAUAAUUGUCACUUUAAACUUCAGGUUUCAGAAUUACUUUGCUUCUUUAAGUGGGAUUAAAAGAUUUUAGGAUAUGAACUUCUACCUGUAUUCAAACCUGUAUUAAAUGAGAAAAUAUGUCAGGUUAAUGCAUGACAUAGUAAAUCUGUAAUAAAUGGACAAACUGUAAAGUAGAAUAUUUAUUUUUGUGGAGGAAAUGCUGCAUUUCUUGCACAUUUUGAACCUUUUUAGGUACAUUGCUGGUGUCCAUUUCUGUAUCAGAAAAACAGCAGCAUUUUUAUUUAAAGAUGUAUACUAUUGUUCUAUGCCUUACAUCUUUCUCUGCAAAGGGGUUAACUGUGAAUUAUGGUACACCUCUGGAAUUAACAUUGUUGAAAAUACAAAUUUCAGUUUGUUGAAUACACUUUGGUUCCAUUUCGCCAGCACAAACAUAAGUGUAUAAAACUCAAUAUAGUCCUGAUAGCAGAUUUGUCUUCACCGUAUAUUUUCUUAACACUAGCCAUUUGGAAAAAUGUUUUCAUUUAUAAUACAUUUAUUUGUAGCAUUCUGAUUUAUUGUACCUUAACCAAAUCUACAUAACAUUAAAGUGCUGUCAUUAUGAAAAGUCUUGUUAUUUUUUCAAUAUGUAGCUUAGGAUUCAUAAGUCAUGUGUAUAAUUACAUAGGCUUAUAGGGCAACAUCAAAAUAAAACCAAAUAAGAUGGCCAAUACACUAAAAUUGUCUUACAAAGUUUCUGUAUUCU
Messenger RNA from Lepisosteus oculatus (spotted gar), 1445 nucleotides. NCBI's taxonomy places the organism in Eukaryota, Metazoa, Chordata, Actinopteri, Semionotiformes, Lepisosteidae. The record is from RefSeq and is a predicted model, not a curated record.